Messenger RNA from Saxophila tyrrhenica, 1119 nucleotides. It is a transcript of the gene ARO4, whose product is annotated as 3-deoxy-7-phosphoheptulonate synthase. Gene Ontology annotation, molecular function: 3-deoxy-7-phosphoheptulonate synthase activity. The transcript is spliced from 3 exons. Gene Ontology annotation, cellular component: cytoplasm. The record is from RefSeq and is a predicted model, not a curated record. The coding region runs from base 1 to 1119 and encodes 372 amino acids. NCBI's taxonomy places the organism in Eukaryota, Fungi, Ascomycota, Dothideomycetes, Mycosphaerellales, Extremaceae. Gene Ontology annotation, biological process: aromatic amino acid biosynthetic process.
AUGGUGUCUGCAGAGGUAGAGGCCAUGAGCGACGAUGUUCGCGUCAUCGGCUACGACCCGCUCAUCCCUCCCCAACUCCUCACCUCCGAACUGCCCGCCCCCGAAAACUCCCUCCCCACCGUCCUCAAAGGUCGCAAAGAAGCCGUCGAGAUCAUCAAACAGAACGACGACCGGCUGCUCGUAAUCUGCGGACCCUGCUCGCUCCAUGACCCCUCCACUGCUGUCGAGUACUGCUCUCGCUUGGUCCAACUCGCCGACAAGCUGAAGGAUGAUUUGCUCAUCAUCAUGCGCGCGUACCUCGAGAAGCCCCGGACGACGGUCGGCUGGAAGGGUCUGAUCAACGACCCGGACAUCGACGAGACGUACAAGAUCAACAAGGGUUUGCGAGUCAGCCGAAAACUGUUCUGCGAUCUCACGAGCCAGGGGAUGCCGAUUGCGAGCGAGAUGCUGGAUACCAUUUCUCCUCAGUUCCUGGCAGACCUGAUCUCGCUGGGUGCUAUCGGUGCGAGAACUACGGAGUCGCAACUCCACCGUGAGCUGGCGUCUGGUCUGUCGUUCCCAAUGGGCUUCAAGAAUGGCACAGACGGGAGUUUGACGGUGGCCGUGGAUGCGAUUGGCGCGGCGGCGGCGAAGCAUCAUUUCAUGGGUGUGACCAAGCAAGGUCUGGCGGCCAUCACGAGGACGGCAGGGAAUCCGGAUUGCUUUGUGAUUCUCCGAGGUGGCACGACGGGGACGAACUUCGACAAGGAGAGUGUUGCGAAGACGAGGGAGGCGCUGCGGAAGAACAAGCAAAAGGAGGUGAUGAUGAUCGAUUGUUCGCAUGGCAACUCCCAAAAGAACCACAAGAACCAACCGAAAGUGGCACAAACGAUCGGCGACCAGCUUCGUGAAGGUCAAGACGGCAUCGUCGGCGUCAUGAUCGAAUCGCAUCUCAACGAAGGCAACCAGAAGACCAGUGGAGGCGGGUUGGCGUCGCUGGAGAAGGGUGUCAGCAUCACGGAUGCAUGCAUCAACUGGGACACCACGGUCGAAGUGCUGGAGCAGCUGGCCGACGCUGUGAGGACGAGGCGGCAGAUGAAGUCGAAGGGCGCCAAUGGGUCGGCAAACGGAGUGCACUAG